CGGUGGCCCGCCCCUCCGCACUCCCGGCGGUAGCGAUCCCCGCGCUCCCCCGCUCGGCGCGAAGCCCUGGCCCCGGCGGCCGGGGCAUGGGCCAGGGGCGCGGGGUCAGGAGGCUUCCCGCGGGGCCCCGACCUGUACUGGCUUCGUCAUGAAGACCCUCAUAGCCGCCUACUCCGGGGUCCUACGAGGCACUGGCUCCAGCAUCCUCUCCGCCCUCCAGGACCUGUUUUCUGUCACUUGGCUCAAUAGGUCCAAGGUAGAGAAGCAACUCCAAGUCAUCUCGGUGCUACAGUGGGUCCUGUCUUUCCUCGUGCUGGGAGUGGCCUGCAGCGUCAUCCUCGUGUACACAUUCUGCACCGAUUGCUGGCUCAUCGCGGUGCUCUACUUCACCUGGCUGGUGUUUGACUGGAACACACCCAAGAAAGGUGGCAGGAGGUCACAGUGGGUCCGAAACUGGGCUGUGUGGCGCUACUUUCGAGACUACUUUCCCAUUCAGCUGGUGAAGACACAUAACUUAUUGACCAGCAGGAACUACAUCUUUGGGUACCAUCCCCAUGGCAUCAUGGGCCUGGGUGCCUUCUGCAACUUCAGCACAGAGGCCACAGGAGUGAGCAAGAAGUUCCCUGGCAUAAGGCCCUACCUGGCCACGCUGGCCGGCAACUUCCGGAUGCCAGUGCUGCGGGAGUACCUGAUGUCUGGAGGCAUCUGCCCAGUGAACCGGGACACCAUAGACUACUUGCUUUCAAAGAAUGGGAGCGGCAAUGCCAUCAUCAUCGUGGUGGGGGGUGCGGCUGAGUCCCUGAGCUCCAUGCCCGGCAAGAAUGCAGUCACCCUGCGCAAUCGCAAGGGCUUUGUGAAACUGGCCCUGCGCCAUGGAGCUGACCUGGUUCCCAUCUACUCCUUUGGGGAGAAUGAGGUGUACAAGCAGGUGAUCUUUGAGGAGGGCUCCUGGGGCCGAUGGGUGCAGAAGAAGUUCCAGAAGUACAUUGGCUUCGCCCCAUGCAUCUUCCAUGGUCGAGGCCUCUUCUCCUCCGACACCUGGGGGCUGGUGCCCUACUCCAAGCCCAUCACCACUGUCGUGGGUGAGCCCAUUACCAUCCCCAAGCUGGAGCACCCGACCCAGCAGGACAUCGACCUGUACCACGCCAUGUACAUGGAAGCCCUGGUGAAGCUCUUCGACCAGCAUAAGACCAAGUUUGGCCUCCCGGAGACCGAGGUCCUGGAGGUGAACUGAGCCUGUCCGCAGGGGCCAGCUUCUGGGAGGAACCAGCUGCAAAUCGUUUUCUACCAAGUUCUCAAGUGCUUUUUGUUCUGUAAAUUUGGAAGCGUCAUGGGUGUCUGUGGGUUAUUUAAAAGAAAUUAUAAUAAUUUUGUUAAACCAUUACAAUGUUAGGUCUUUUUUAAGGAGGAGAAAGGGAAUAUUUCAAGCUCUCUCACUUCCAGUUUGCCCUGUUCCAGGUGGGGGCUGCCACAUGUGGGUCUUUAUGGUUUCACAACCCCUCUUCUCUCCUUCCCCAAAUUACAGAGAAAACUCAGUCCUAGUUAACUGGGGAAGAAGGACAGUCAUUAGUGACUCGGGCCAUAGAUUAUUUGCCCUUUGGCCCUGAGGGAUGAGGGGCAGAAGCCUCCUCUAAUACAAACAUCUCUAUGCCCAGCUACCCAAUGCUUGACUGCAGGACUAAACCCUCUUGCCAAGGGAAGACUCAGGAAACAGGUGUUCCCAUGUUGAAGAGCGCAAGGAUAAGCACCUGGAAUAUUCAAGCCCGAUUCUCCUUUCAGCCACCCCCUAUGGCCCCAGUCUCUGAAAUCUGAGCCUGGACUGGUCUCCAAAGAGAGGAUCAGGGUGGUAAUGUUCCUGUGCUGGAGAACACAGCUGUCCAGAUGAACCAUCUCUUGGGUUAUCAGGCCCCAUCACGUUCUGGUUGGAGUGACUGGUUUUCCUCAGGGGGCUGGUGACAUGGACCCAGUGCAGACCCUGCAUUGGCCUAAAUCACAAACUUCUCAGUGGCCUCGCUUUGUUUAAAUCACAUUGUCGGUAGUGGAUGCGAGGAAGGGGUCCCCUUUCCUGUUUACAGAGGGACCUAAGCAGUAGACUGGUACCAGAACAGAAGUUCCCUGAGCCCAAACCUCAUAUAUUUGUGUUUUUCCUGAGAGAGGGGGCCAGGGAGAAAAAGUAGUCCUCUGUGUACUCUGUUUUCUUUUGAUGAGAUCAUUAUACUAUGUCAGACUUUUGUAUAUUCCUAAAUGAAUAAAUGAAAACAAGUGCCCUCCAUGAGUUAUUGUUGGGGCCACAUCAGCAUCUUCCUGCUGAUGUUUGGGGAGACCACCGCCCCAGCCGGGCUGCCUGCUGAGCCCUCUCCUGCUCUCCCCUUCAGUCCACAUGGCCCUUGGUGGUAUAUUCGUUAUCAAUUGCUGUGUAAUAAAUUACUCCAAAACUUGGUGGCUGCAAAUAACAUUGUCUACAGUUUCUAAGGGUCAGUAGUCAAGGUACAGCCUAGCUGGAUCUGCUUCAAGGUCUCAUACAAGGCUGCAGUCAAGGUAUCAGCUGGGCUGUCGUCAUCCCAAGGCUUAACCUGGGGAGGAUCCACUUCCAAGGUCAUACUUUUGACGGCUGGUGGGAUUCACUUCUCACUGGCUUUGACCCAAGGCCACUCCCAGUUCCUUGCCACAUGGGCCUUUUGGUAGAGUAGCUCACAGCAUGGCAGUUGGCUGCAUCAGAGAGAGUAAGCAAGAAGAACCAGAGUGCAAACAGAAAUAUCAGUUCAUUUCAGUUCAGUCGCUCAGUCGUGUCUGACUCUUUGCGACCCCAUGAACUGCAGCACGCCAGGCUUCCCUGUCCGUCACCAACUCCCGGAGCUUACUCAAACUCAUAUCCAUCGUGUCGGUAAUGCCAUCCAACCAUCUCAUCCUCUGUCGCCCCCUUCUCCUCCCACCUUCAAUCUUUCCCAGCAUCAGGGUCUUUUCCUUUGAGUGGGUUCUUCGCAUCAGGUGGCCAAAGUAUUGGAGUUUCAGCUUCAGCAUCACAGAAACCAUAGUCUUCUAUAAUCUAAUCUCAGCAGUGACAACCUAUCACUUUUGCCAUAUUCUUCUUUAGAUGGAAGUCACUACAUCCAGCUCAUACUCGUGAGGAUUACACAACAGACAGUGAACACCAGGGGGCUGGGCUCACUGGAGCCCCCUUCACAGCUGCCUUCCUCCUGUGGGAAAGGCUACUCUCCUGCAGUAAAGGUCCUGGAAUAGCUGUGCUAGAAAGGUCCAUAUGGAUCACUCAACCAUGCUCCUCACUUCUGGCCUUAGGUAUACCACAACUAAGGCCUGGCCUGCUGGCAUCUAGUGAUUUCAUGCUACACCUGGAUCUCACAAGAUGCUGUCUCUCUGUUCUAAUUCCAUUCAGUUCAAAGAGUACCAAAUACUUGGGAAUCUUUCCCAUUUGAGCUAAAGGAACUUCCCAUUUUCCACUGCCUAACGCCUGUCCUGGGGCUUUCUGGAUGGCACUAAUAAAGAACCUGCCUGUCAAUGCAGGAGACGUGGGUUCGAUCCCUGGGUCUGGAAGAUCUCCUGGAGGAGGGACUGGCAGCCCACUCCAGUAUUCUUGCCUGGAAAAUCCCAGGGACAGAGGAGCCUGGAAGCUUAUGGUCCAUAGGGUCACACAGAGUCUGACAUGACUGAAGCAACUUAGAAUGCACACAUGCAAUGCCUGUCCCAACCAUUUACCUCAGGGACCAUUUCUCUUUGUCAGAAGCUGUGAGCUUGGGAGCAGAAACAAACAGCUGGAAACAGCUGAGGAUACUCAGAGUGGUCAGAGCUGUGACAGAGAGGCCCCUAGUCCAACACUGGUGGUCCUUGGUGAGCUGGGGCCCCAGCCUGAGCUGGGACUUAAUGGGUGACUGGAAAUUUGCCAGGAAGGGCAAAGUAGCAAAGUGCAGACCAGAGAGGCUGCUAAUCUGAACCACAGAGUGGUAAAGGUAGAGAGGUCUGCAAGGGGCUUCCCAUGGAAGGGCAGGGAGCUGGCUUCUCCAGAGUUUUUCUGUGGGGAGGCGGGCAGGGCAGAGAGGAGGUGCCCUGGAGGGGCCGACAGAGACUGGAUUCUGUGGCUCCAGGCAGGUCUUAGGCCUCAGGACACUGAGCCUGGGUUAGAGAACAGACAUUUCCUUUAGGAUCGGGGAAAGGCCCGUUUUCUGAUUCAACUCCUGUACCAGCCCCAGCCUGAGGCUAGCUAUGACCCUCAGCAUCUGACUUCAGACUAAGCUAGGCUACCCCUAUAAACACAGCCCAGUGUUCUCAGCAUUAAUUUUGUGAAGAUUAAAUACCUACUCUGCAUCAAGAAACUCCAUCAUCUCUACUUAAGAACAUGAACAAUAAGGAGGCUGCAAAUGUUGGAGGGGCCAUCUUCACCUGGGGCAAUGUAUAGUCAGCCCUCCAUAUCCAUGGAUCCUGCAUCUGCAGAUAUGUAGGGCCAGCUGUACUACUGUAUUUUUUAUGAGGGAUUUGAGCAUUCUCAAAU
This is a messenger RNA of Dama dama (fallow deer), 4504 nucleotides long. RefSeq names its product diacylglycerol O-acyltransferase 2 (gene DGAT2). Gene Ontology annotation, molecular function: diacylglycerol O-acyltransferase activity. Gene Ontology annotation, cellular component: endoplasmic reticulum membrane. NCBI's taxonomy places the organism in Eukaryota, Metazoa, Chordata, Mammalia, Artiodactyla, Cervidae. The record is from RefSeq and is a predicted model, not a curated record. Gene Ontology annotation, biological process: triglyceride biosynthetic process. The transcript is spliced from 8 exons. Bases 149 to 1234 code for a protein of 361 amino acids.